CUACUGUCUACUGCUUAUAUCGUUUAUUUUGGUGGCACGAAUACCAGGGCACAAGCGGGACUUUACCUGAGCAAACAUUUCCAGCAGUCACCGGAUUAUUUCCAGCUCCAUAAACCCAUUAACUAUGGACAAGGGAAAGGCUUCUACCACAGAAGGAGAACUUCAGUAUCUGGCAGAUGGCUUUGAAAAGAAACCCAAGAAAAAGAAAGAAAAAGAAAUUCGAGUUGGAUUCUUUCAGUUGUUCCGUUAUGCUACCAGCACUGACAUCACCAUGAUGGUGGUGGGCUCAGUGUGUGCCUUAGUACAUGGGGCCGCUCAACCACUCAUGCUCUUUGUCUAUGGCAUGAUGACAGACAUUUUUAUUGCAUUUGAGAAAGAAAGCCAGAUACUCCAAGAUAAGAAUACAACAUGUAUUAAUGACACCAUCAUCUGGAUCAAUGGCUCACAAUUUGAAAUGGACAACACUACAGUGGAGUGUGGGAUAAACAUUGAAGCAGAAAUGACACAGUUUGCCUACUACUAUAUCGCCAUUGGAGCGGUAGUGCUUGUGAUCAGCUACUUCCAGAUUUCAUUAUGGGUUGUGGCCGCAGCUCAUCAAAUUCAAAUUAUUCGGAAGGAAUAUUUUAGGAAAAUAAUGAGGCUUGAUAUUGGCUGGUUUGACUGCAAUUCUGUUGGAGAACUUAACACGAGAAUUUCAGAUGAUAUUAACAAAAUAAACAAUGCCAUUGCCGAUCAGGUCGCAAUGUUUGUCGAAAGGAUAUCUACAUUUGUCUUUGGAUUCCUUAUUGGUUUUCUUGGAAACUGGAAGCUCACUUUAAUAAUAGUAGCAGUGAGUCCCCUUAUUGGUUUAGGAGCAGGAUUAAUGGCCCUGGCUGUUGCUCGACUGACAGGCAGAGAGCUAAAUGCCUAUGCAGAAGCCGGUUCUGUGGCAGAUGAGGUUCUUUCUUCUAUUCGGACUGUAGCAGCUUUUGGUGGAGAGAAAAUUGAGACUGAAAGGUAUGAUAAAAACUUGGUGGCUGCGCAGGCUUGGGGUAUUAGGAAAGGUACAAUCAUUGGAUUUUUUCAGGGGUACAUGUGGUGCAUUAUAUUCCUCUGCUACUCUCUAGCAUUUUGGUAUGGAUCUAAGCUUGUCAUUGUCACAAAGGAACUGACACCCGGAAGUCUUCUGCAGGUAUUCUUUGGCAUUUUAGUUGCUGCUAUGAAUCUGGGUCAGGCCUCACCAUGUUUGGAAGCAUUUGCUUCUGGCAGAGCUGCUGCUACUAUUAUAUAUGAAACAAUAGAAAAAAAACCAGACAUUGACUGCAUGUCUGAUGAAGGUCACAAGCUAGACCAAGUUAAGGGAGUUAUUGAGUUCCAUAAUGUGAACUUCCAUUAUCCAUCAAGGCCAGAAGUAAAGAUAUUGAGCCAAUUGAAUAUUUGCAUUCAGCCCGGAGAAACAACCGCUUUUGUUGGGCCGAGUGGGUCUGGGAAAAGUUCUGCAGUGCAGCUUAUACAAAGAUUUUAUGACCCUACGGAUGGGAAGGUGACAUUAGAUGGCCAUGAUAUUCGUACACUUAACAUUCAGUGGUUGCGCGCUUUAAUUGGAAUUGUUGAGCAGGAACCAGUUUUGUUUGCCACCACAAUAGCUGAAAACAUUAAAUACGGACAAGAAGGGGUCACUAUGGAUGACAUUAUAAAAGCGGCAAAAGAAGCAAAUGCAUACAACUUCAUCAUGGAUUUACCACAGAAAUUUGACACCCUUGUUGGAGAAGGAGGUGGGCAGAUGAGUGGAGGACAGAAGCAGAGAAUCGCCAUUGCUCGAGCUCUAGUUAGAAAUCCCAGAAUCCUUCUUCUUGACAUGGCCACAUCCGCUCUGGAUAACGAGAGUGAGGCUACUGUCCAAGAAGCUCUUGAUAAGGUACGCAGUGGAAGAACUACAAUUUCUAUUGCUCAUCGCCUGUCCACAGUUCGGACUGCUGAUAUAAUUGUGGGAUUUGAUGGUGGCAGAGCAGUAGAGAUGGGAACCCAUGAUGACCUAUUGAAAAAGAAGGGAGUUUACUUUACUCUUGUCACAAUGCAGAGCCAAAAUACCACUCCAGAAAAAGUUACAGAUGAAAAUCCUGAUAUUGAAAAAAACAGGACAUUCAGUAGAAGAAGCUACCAAUCUAGUUUCAGGAACACCCUACGACUUCGUACGAAAUCACAGCUUUCCAAUCUGUUUCCUGAUUCAUUGUCUGGUACUGUGAGCGGACCUUCUAGUUUACUGUCCAAUGAAAUUGAGGAGAUGGAGCUACAAGACAAUAAAAAAAUUCAGAAAAAGGGUAAACAUAAGAACAAGAAAGAAAAUAAAUCUGUUUUGAGGAUAUUGAAGUACAAUGCCCCGGAAUGGCCCUACCUUGUGUUGGGCUCUGUAGGUGCUGCCAUUAAUGGCACACUUACUCCCUUGUAUGCUCUUCUCUUCAGUCAGAUACUUGGGACCUUUUCAUUGCCAGAUGAAGCUGAACAGACACGACAGAUAAAUGGGAUGUGCCUGUUAUUUGUGAUAAUUGCAGCAGUGUCGCUUGUUACCCAGUUCUUACAGGGUUAUGCCUUUGCUAAAUCUGGAGAGCUCCUGACUCGGAGGUUGAGAAGAGUUGGUUUCCAGUCAAUGCUUGGUCAAGAAAUUGGAUGGUUUGAUGAUCCAAAUAAUAGCCCCGGGGCUUUGACCACCAGACUGGCCACAGAUGCAUCUCAAGUUCAGGGGGCUACAGGUUCCCAGAUUGGAAUGAUUGUUACUUCCAUGACAAAUAUUGUAGCAUCGCUCAUCAUUGCAUUCUUCUUUAGCUGGAAGCUCAGUCUGGUUGUUCUCUGUUUCCUCCCCCUGAUUGGAUUGUCUGGAGUGUUUCAAGCUAAAAUGCUUACAGGAUUUGCCAAUCAGGACAAAGAAGCAUUGGAAGAGGCUGGCAAGGUCUCCAGUGAAGCAAUAGGUAAUAUUCGAACAGUUGCUGGACUCGGAAAGGAGAGGAUGUUUGUGGAUAUGUAUGAGGAGCUGCUGGUAAUGCCAUACAAGGCAGCAGUAAAAAAAUCUCACGUAUAUGGAGCAUGCUUUGGAUUUGCCCAGUGUGUCAUCUUUAUGGCUUAUGCUGCAUCUUUCAGAUUUGGAGGAUAUUUAGUCAAUACAGAAGGUUUACACUAUUCUCUGGUGUUCAGAGUAAUUGCAGCUAUAGUAACAAGUGGCACUGCACUGGGCAGAGCUUCCUCCUUCACUCCAGAUUAUGCCAAAGCAAAAACUGCUGCCACUCAAUUCUUCAAGUUAUUGGAUCGCAUUCCCAAGACCAGCGUUUACAGCACAGAUGGGGAUAAAUGGGACAAUUUCCGAGGAGACAUUGAGUUUGUAGGCUGUAAAUUCACAUACCCCAGUCGUCCGGUCAGUAUGGUCCUGAGGGGUCUUUCAGUUGGAGUAAAGUCUGGACAGACUCUUGCAUUUGUAGGGAGCAGUGGAUGUGGAAAAAGUACAAGUGUUCAGUUACUGGAGAGAUUCUAUGAUCCAGAUGAAGGGAAGGUGCUUGUGGAUGGCCAUGAUACUUUAAAAGUAAACAUGUCAUUUUUAAGAAGCAAAAUUGGCAUUGUGUCCCAGGAGCCAGUGCUGUUUGAAGGCAGCAUUGCCGACAACAUCAAGUACGGCGACAACUCUCGAGAGAUCUCAAUGGAGGAGGUGAUUGCAGCUGCCAAGAAGGCCCAAUUACAUGACUUUGUCCUGUCACUGCCAGAUAAAUAUGAAACUAAUGUGGGAAUCCAGGGAUCCCAGCUCUCCCGUGGGCAGAAACAGCGGAUUGCAAUAGCCAGGGCAAUAGUCAGGGAUCCUAAAAUCUUACUACUGGAUGAAGCUACAUCAGCCUUAGACACAGAAAGUGAAAAGACUGUUCAGGAAGCGCUUGAUGAAGCUAGGCAAGGCCGGACCUGCAUUGCUAUUGCACACCGCUUGACCACUAUUCAAAACAGUGACAUCAUAGCGGUAAUGUCCCAAGGCGUCAUUAUAGAAAAGGGGAAUCAUGAAGAGCUGAUGUCUCGGAGAGGUGCCUAUUAUAAAUUAGUAACUACUGGAGCACCUUUAAGUUAGACAGAGGCUUGUUUAUGUGCAAACCCUUUGUGUUUUAUCAGAUUUAUGUCCACCGAUUGUAUGUUUGUGCGAUUCUUAAAACCAUGUGCCCGGGAACACAUAAACACCUGUAUUGUGUAUCUCC
Molecule: messenger RNA, 4202 nt
Organism: Rana temporaria (common frog)
Lineage: Eukaryota; Metazoa; Chordata; Amphibia; Anura; Ranidae
Product: bile salt export pump-like
Exons: 28
Coding region: 125-4078 (1317 amino acids)
Biological process (GO): transmembrane transport
Cellular component (GO): membrane
Molecular function (GO): ABC-type transporter activity; ATP binding; ATP hydrolysis activity
Source: RefSeq, a predicted model, not a curated record